AUUAUUAUGAUUUAAUAUUCAUAGUUAAAUUAAAGUUCUACAACAGCAGAGACCAGUGACUACUUACUACUCAGUACUUUUAAGUCAUAAAUUGUAAUCAGAAAACGUUUAAUCACGAAUAACAUCUUACGACAAUAAAUAAUAAUAAUAAUAAUUUUAUUUUAAUACUGGCAAGUGGUGAUAGAUCGGUCUCCUAGGUCACGGUUUGUAUUGCUAAACAUACGCACAGAUUUGUAUAUAAUUUAUUAAUAAUCUUAAAAAAUAUCUACCAAAUCAUACGGUUUUGGCAGCGAUAAAAUCGUUGUUUGUAUAAUAAAUUGUUCACAAACCAAUUUGCACGUUCAAAACUACACGACUACUAUCAAUGGCGGACGAGCUGAUCAAUUACAAAUUGCAACUGCAGCAGGUAGAAGCAGCAUUGACAAAUAGCCCUGAUGACCCAGAACUUAUAAAAUUGAAAACUGAUUUAGAAGAAGUUAUUGAAUUAACAGCUGAACUUGUAAGAACGCAAACUCAACCAAAAAAAGAAAUUGUUCAAACAAAAAAAGAAUCAUCGUAUCAACCUGAUAUAUUACCAUCUGUUGCAAAGACGAAAGGUGAAUGGAAAUCAGGAGACAGAUGUUUGGCACAGCUAGCAGAUGAUGGUAAAUUUUACGAAGGUACUAUUGAGACUAUUGAUGGAGAAGCGGUAGCAGUUUUAAUAGAUGGACAAAAAGCUGCUGCUGUAACAACACUAGAUUUUAUUAAAGAUUUGCCCAGAACUCAUCCUAAUGAAAUGAAACACAAAAAACAACCUGUAGCCAAGUAUAGAGAAUAUCAAAAAAAAAGAAAACUUGCUAAACAGCAGAGAUUUAAACAGUUAGAAGAAGAACGUGAAGUUGAAAAAAAUAAAUGGCUAGCAUUUGCUACUAAAGGUGUGAAAAAAGGCAUACCGAAAAAAAGUAUAUUUGCCUCUCCUGAUAAUGUUAAUGGACGAGUUGGUAUUGGUACCUGUGGCUUGGGUGGAAAAGGUAUGACAGAAUUUCCAACCGCUGAGAAAAGAAAAAAAUAAGACUGCAAUCAAUGCAUUGUAUUUUAAAUUUUGUAAAAAAAAUUAAGGCUAUCAUAUCAACAUGCUUAUUUUACCUUUAUUAAUUGUAUUCUUUUUUUCACAUUUAAUGUUUUAAUGUAUAUUUUUCAUGAAUAUAAAUUAUGUGUAAUUAAAUUAAA
This is a messenger RNA of Rhopalosiphum padi (bird cherry-oat aphid), 1209 nucleotides long. RefSeq names its product survival of motor neuron-related-splicing factor 30 (gene Spf30). Gene Ontology annotation, molecular function: DNA-binding transcription factor activity. Gene Ontology annotation, biological process: negative regulation of DNA-templated transcription. The transcript has 5 exons. NCBI's taxonomy places the organism in Eukaryota, Metazoa, Arthropoda, Insecta, Hemiptera, Aphididae. The record is from RefSeq and is a predicted model, not a curated record. Bases 365 to 1051 code for a protein of 228 amino acids.